Messenger RNA from Cydia splendana, 1914 nucleotides. Its product is annotated as T-box transcription factor TBX1-like. The coding region runs from base 205 to 1299 and encodes 364 amino acids. Gene Ontology annotation, cellular component: nucleus. The transcript is spliced from 10 exons. NCBI's taxonomy places the organism in Eukaryota, Metazoa, Arthropoda, Insecta, Lepidoptera, Tortricidae. Gene Ontology annotation, molecular function: RNA polymerase II cis-regulatory region sequence-specific DNA binding; DNA-binding transcription factor activity, RNA polymerase II-specific. Gene Ontology annotation, biological process: positive regulation of DNA-templated transcription; cell fate specification; regulation of transcription by RNA polymerase II. The record is from RefSeq and is a predicted model, not a curated record.
AUACGGAUAAUUUUUCAAGGAUAGGGGAGAUGUAGAUGGGUCUUUUUUACGCAUAAGGGUGUGAUGGGCGUGCCGGGGCGGCGCGCGCGCCGACGACAGAAGCGUUCAACUCGCGCGCACCGCCGCCUGCGUGCGCGCUCAGAUUAACGCGCAGAAAACUGAUUUAUUGUGUCGCGUUGAAAAAAUAAUCGGUCGAAUGUUGUGAUGGAGGGACAGGAGUGGCGCGUUGAGUGGCAGCAGAGGCAGAUCGACGGUAUAAUUCCAAAUGGGCAGUGUCCCCGCGGGGCGUUCAACUUGCCGCCUCUAGACCGAGCAAGAGAACUCGAGCCGACUUUGCCGCCCCUGCACAAUUCGGUAAGGGAGAACUCAGUAUGUCCGCGAAGCACAUAUUCGCCGCUGCAGGCGUUAAGCGAGAGCACCUGCCGGGACCACGGGGCGCUGGCGCCGCCCCCGCCUCAGCCGCCACCACGCCUAUUCGUGGGCGCCGGCGGCGCAAGCGCAGCGCUCCACCCGGCAGUAGCGCGAUGUUCGGCGACACUUGAGCUGUCUGCACUCUGGCGUAGCUUCCACGAGCUCGGCACCGAGAUGAUAGUCACCAAGGCCGGCCGUCGCAUGUUCCCUGCAUUGCAGGCGAGGCUUUCCGGGCUGCUGCCUAACGCGGAUUACCUUCUGCUUGUGGACUUCGUGCCGCUUGACGAUAAGAGAUACCGAUAUGCGUUUCACAGCUCAAGCUGGGUAGUGGCGGGUAAAGCGGACCCGGUGUCGCCGCCGCGCAUCCACGUGCACCCGGACUCGCCCGCGCCCGGCGCGCACUGGAUGCGCCAACUCGUGUCUUUCGAUAAACUGAAGCUCACUAACAACCAGCUGGACGACAACGGGCAUAUAAUCCUGAACUCCAUGCACCGGUACCAGCCGCGUCUCCACGUGGUGUACCUACCGGGUGAGGGGCAGGGCACGCCGGGUACCGUUCCGUACCGGACAUUUGUGUUCCCUGAGACGGGAUUUACCGCCGUCACAGCCUACCAGAACCAUCGGAUAACACAACUGAAAAUAGCCAGCAACCCGUUCGCCAAAGGAUUCCGGGACUGCGACCCCGACGACUGUCCUCCUGAGCAAAGUCAACCCCGCGGCACCCCGCGUCGGCGAGAGGCAGCCCCUGAGCCCUGCCCGCAGUUAGCGCAGCCGUACGCCGCCGAGCCCAGCGCAUGCGGCCCGCUCUAUGCCCACGCACACCCCGUGCGGUACCAGCCCCACACGGCACACAACGGCGCUUACAGCGCGUACUACGCGCAUAGGUAACCGCGUAACGUCUACAUUCGACGCGUUGCGGACGCACCUUACAUACAAGACAAGAACAUGGAUUCUCAUCUAAAUAGCCGUUUUUACAAACUGGUUUAGUUUGGCGCUAAAGCUCACUGCUGAUCCGACGCAAAUCUAAAGUUGGACUUAAGUUCACUUUGAAUUUUAAAUUAGUACCUAAGGCCUACAAUCCUUUAUCAGAAUGACAAAAAUUACUUCAAUGCCCAACAGCUUUUAAAUACAUCAUAACCGUAACGGUCCACAUGGUAAACUUUAUCGAAAUAAAUCAAACCGUUAUUUUACUUGUUCAACUAAUUUGCACAAGACAUGCUAGGUACUUAGGUAAGACAAUGAAAACCAUAAGUAGCACGUAUUGCAGUGGGCUUCCCAGUAAAUUAAAUAAAUAAAAAACACAUAUGUUUCAUAUUUUCGUGUUCGAAGUUUAGAGUCGUUGAGUAAAUUUUACAUAAAUGGCAAUGGUAAUUUUAAGGAAUUGUUUCAUAUACUUUAACGGGUUACCAGAAUCAUUAGUUCGCCACUGAAAAAUAAACCAAGUACACUGAUUUAAACUUUCACGAUUAUUAAACAUUAUCAAACUGCACAACGGGACUUAAU